AUUUUGUCCCUACGAGAAAUGAACUUGUCUCUUUAAAUACACGCCCAUGAUCUCUAUAAGUUUCGAUUUAGCAUUAUUUCUUCACCACCGAGUCCUGUGAGACGAUCACGAUGAGUUCAACAGAAGCAACCGUUCUUGAGGAUGAACUGCGCGAGCUUGAGUGUCACUUCACCUGGGAGCUGCAAAAAGAAGAGCUGGAUCUCACAGAUCUUUUAAACAGACUGGAGCAGCAUGCUGACUUUAAACUAGGUGGGAACGCGGGUCUAGCGCAGACAUACAACUCUUUGGGAUUUGUCAAGUACCUUCUAGGAUCUCCUCAAGACGCACUUGAUUUCCUGCAGAAGGGUGUAGAGCUCAUUAGAGAGCACUGGGAUAAUGACUGUGACAAGUGGCUCAUAGUGCCCUAUGGGAAUCUGGCCUGGCUACAGUAUCACAUGAAAUUAUUUAGUGAAUGUGAGAAUUCCCUGGAGAAGAUCAGAAGCAUUGCACAGAAAUUCCCUGAUUCUCCUUUGGGUCUUCAUCAUGAAGUGCUUGGAGAAAAGGCUUGGGCCUUAUUCAAGUUCUCUCGCCAGUACUACAGUCGGGCUAAAGAGUGCUUUGAGAAGGCUUUGGAGCUAGAGCCCAGGAAUGCUCAGUGGAAUUGUGGAUAUGCCUUUGUUCUCAACAGAACAGAAAAACGUGACCCCAGUGUACCCAACUUGUUAACAAUUAAACACCUGCGACAGGCCAUAGAAGCAAAUUCGGAUAAUGAUGAACUUAAAGCUCUCCUAGCUGUAAAGCUUGCUGAAUCCACGGAGUAUGAUGAAGGCGAGAAAUUGAUGGAAGAAGCUCUGGAGGGUUCUCCAAAUGCUCCUAAUGUCAUUCGAUAUGUGGGUAAAUUUUUGCGAGCCUAUGGCUCUGUGGAGAGGUCCAUCGCCCUGCUAAAAAGAGCUUUAGAGAAGUCACCCACAUCAGGAUUUAUACAUCAUCAGCUAGCUCUGUGUUACAAGAGAAAAAAAAAUGAUUUGCAACGUGAAGGAAUUCAAAGCACUCCAAGAGCUGAUGAUGAGAUUCAGAGGCUUCGUAGUCAUUGCAUUUAUCAUUUAGACAAAGCCACCGAACUUAAGUGUGGCUUUAUUAUAGCUAUGACGGAGCUGGCAGUUCAGUACAGCGAGGAUGGGAAGCUAGAUCGUGCUGAAGAGCUGUUUCAGCAAACUCUGCAGACAGCUAAAGAAAAGAAUGAGAGCCUACAAACUGUUUAUCUCUGUUAUGCUCAGUUUCAGCAGUACAAAAAAAGAUCCAUGUCUGACGCCAUCACUUAUCAUAUGGAAUGUCUGAAGAUAGGUGAAGACACAAAAGAUGGGCAAAAAAGUGCAAAACAUUUGAAAAAGAUUAAUGAUAGACGGUCAUCUAAAAGCCCCGGGAGUGGAAGAACCCAGAGAAGCUUUGAAAGGAAAUAGAAGAGAAAUGCAGGGCCUUAAGACUGCUGAGAAAAUUCUGCAAAAUACAAAUAUUUAGCAAUAUCUUAAAUAUUCUGGCUAUGCUAAGGGUGGCUUUAUAUCAGUGUAAUUACAUACUUCUACACUGCCUCUCACUAUCAUUCUGAUCUUUCACUAUUCAUUUCUAUACACUAAUUUGUCUUGUUUAGCAGACACAUAGAAAAAUGUCAGUAUUAAACAUGUAUAUUAUUUUAUUAACAGAAAUAAAUGCUCAUUCAAAACAACAGCAUGGGACCAGUAGAGAAAAUAUAUUUCACUGGGCUAAUCUUUUAUUAAUCAUAAUUUAUUUUCAUGUUUAUUGCAAAAGACAUUGUAACACUUUUUGCUUCCAUAAAAUAAAGAUGAUAUGUAAAACUAGCUUAUAAAACGGUCACUAAAAACUAUUUAUCCUGUCAAUGUACAUGAUAUAAACAUUGUGUGUCAACAUGGCAGCAUCCAACAAUGUCCAAGACUAGUGAGUUAAAUAAAUCAGCACUGCCCUCUUGUGGCAGUGAAUCAUGGUCUUGCCUAUUUAAAGAAAAAAUCAUGAAGUCUUAA
Messenger RNA from Tachysurus vachellii, 2015 nucleotides. Its product is annotated as interferon-induced protein with tetratricopeptide repeats 5-like. The transcript is spliced from 2 exons. The coding region runs from base 111 to 1439 and encodes 442 amino acids. Gene Ontology annotation, biological process: defense response to virus. The record is from RefSeq and is a predicted model, not a curated record. Gene Ontology annotation, cellular component: cytosol. Gene Ontology annotation, molecular function: protein binding. Lineage: Eukaryota; Metazoa; Chordata; Actinopteri; Siluriformes; Bagridae.